This is a messenger RNA of Papaver somniferum (opium poppy), 1143 nucleotides long. Its product is annotated as E3 ubiquitin-protein ligase At1g12760-like. NCBI's taxonomy places the organism in Eukaryota, Viridiplantae, Streptophyta, Magnoliopsida, Ranunculales, Papaveraceae. The transcript has 4 exons. The record is from RefSeq and is a predicted model, not a curated record. The annotation marks the transcript as partial.
UUUAGAGAAGAGGAGCAGUCGAAGAAGAGUAGUCGAAGCAAAACUAGGGUCGAAAGCUGAAACUACUUAUCUCAAGAAGAAGAAGAAUUAGAAAUAUCUGUCGCAGUUUCAUCUUCAUUUUUGUUGUAUUUCACAGUCUAAUGGAUUCAUUCCUACCAAUUUUGGUUGUGGACUUAGAUAGUCGUUCCCCUGCUGGAACCAUUCUUUGAAGGCCAAACUGAUAGGCACAUGUUGCAAAUGGAGAGGUCAGAUAAUCGUGACGCGGACCACAUUAUUAGCAUUGAAAGGAGGUCAAAUGCUUCUUCUCCUAGUCCAGACCGACAUCAAGAUGAAGAAGGAGCUUCUUCUAGCAUUGAGUUGUCCGUUCCUCAAUCUUCUUUAGCUUCUUCUAAUGGUGCAAACUCUAGAAAUUCCUCGUUUGCAAGGAGAAGAGAAGGGUAUGGCCGUCGGUUCAGUAAUGGAAGAUGGAUUUUGAUUGAGCUAGUUUUUACUUUGAGUCAGAUUAUUGCCUCUGCCAUUGUUUUAUCUUUAUCGAGGCAUGUGAAACCUCAAGUCUCGUUGUCUGCAUGGGUUAUUGGUCAUGCAUCUGCAUGUGUUGCUACCCUUCCUCUUCUGUAUUGGCGUUUUUUGCACCGCAACCAGGGUACUGAACAAGAUUCGACACAAGCACGCCAAGAUGCCCCCCGGAAUAAUCCUGCUCCUGAACCUUCUCCUUUUGCGGCUACUUCAGUUUUGCGAGCCACGGAUGAGGAGGAUAGCCAAGCUGCUGUUUCAUCUGCAAGAAAUGCUGAAAGCGUGGGAAUAAGUGCAAGGGUCAAUGUGCUAGUAGACCAGUUCACGAUAGCAUCACACUUCUUCUUUGUGGUGUGGCUUUUCGUUGGCAAUAUCUGGAUAUUAGGAUUUAAUGGGCACUCUUCUUCAGCUGAGGAACCCAGCUUGUACAGGUUGAGUAGAUUCUUCCUCAAGAUUUGCAGUAUUUGGUAUCCCUUUGUAUAUGCAAUUUGUUGCUGCUUGCCUUGUACAGAUUUUCUGGGUUUCCAUGAAGAUGCGAAUCAUAUUAGAGGAGCUGCGGCAGAAAACAUUAAUGUUUUACCAACAUAUGGAAGGAGUAGGGGAGGGUGGUGGGACACCAAUGGAGAUGAU